AUGGAGAAGAAGACAUCUAUGGAGGCCAAGAACAGAGAGAAAGAGCUAGAAAAGAAAGACAAGAAGAAGAAAGGUGCCCCUCAAAUCAUACGACUCAAACAUCAGUGGAGAAAGAGCAAGAAAGAAAAGGAUCAACAACCAAUGUCUCCGUUUUUGGCGUUCACAACUGAGGCCAUGAGGCUGUUGGAGGAAGAGAAGCAUCUUCAUUUGCAAAAAAAUUGGGCAUGUUUAUCUUUGUUGAGAAAAUACAGGGAAAAUGAAAGAGCUUUAGAAAGGAACAGAGAGAAAGACCUAGAAAAGAAGGACAAGAAGAAGAAAGGUUUCCCUCAAAUCAUAUGGCUCAAAGAUCAGUGGAGAAAGAGCAAGAAAGAAAAGGAUCAGCAACCAAUGUCUCCGUUUUCGGCGUCCACAACUGAGGCCGUGAGGGUAUUGGAGGAAGAGCACCAUCUUCAGUUGCAAAAAGUAAAUUCAAACAGAGAGAAAGAGCUAAAAAAGAAAGACAAGAAGAAGAAAGGUUUCCCUCAAAUCAUAUGGCUCAUAGAUCAGUGGAGAAAGAGCAAGAAAGAAAAGGAUCAGCAACCAAUGUCUCCGUUUUUGGCGUCCACAACUAAGGCCAUGAGGCUGUUGGAGGAAGAGCAGCAUCAUCAGUUGCAAAG
Messenger RNA from Camellia sinensis, 656 nucleotides. Lineage: Eukaryota; Viridiplantae; Streptophyta; Magnoliopsida; Ericales; Theaceae. The record is from RefSeq and is a predicted model, not a curated record.